Messenger RNA from Rhipicephalus sanguineus (brown dog tick), 2701 nucleotides. RefSeq names its product integrin-linked kinase-associated serine/threonine phosphatase 2C. Gene Ontology annotation, molecular function: protein serine/threonine phosphatase activity. The transcript is spliced from 8 exons. Gene Ontology annotation, biological process: protein dephosphorylation. NCBI's taxonomy places the organism in Eukaryota, Metazoa, Arthropoda, Arachnida, Ixodida, Ixodidae. Bases 228 to 1340 code for a protein of 370 amino acids. The record is from RefSeq and is a predicted model, not a curated record.
UUCAAAAGCGAUAGCCAAGGAUUCGAUUAGCGACCGCAUUACAGCGCGCAUGCGGGGGGAUGUGUUGAUGCUGCUGAGAGCGUCGUCGCUCUGCUGAUCAGCGCAUGAUGUGUUCGAGCAAGGCCAUUUCGGCGCUUUCUAACAACUUAAGCUUAAUUUAGCCGUCGUGGCCAAUCAGCUGCAUUUCUUUCAUUGCUAGUGUCAACUCUUGUUUAGAUAGCCCUCAGAUGGAUUUGUUCAGCGAUCUGCCAGAGCCAGAAAGCGUGUCCAAGGCCGUUCGGCAGGAGCCCGUGGCCAAGGAGAUCCGCCGCAAACUGAUCACCAAGGCCCAGAACGAUGCACUUUUUGACGAUCUGCCAUCACCGUCUUCGACCGAGGAGAAGGUUCCUCCACAGCCGAUCAAAAGGCCUCGAGAUGAAGAGCAGGAGGACGCGCAAAACAAGAGGCCCGCGCAAAGUGUCAUUACGCUCCGUGGCUUCGUGGCGGAGCGCAAGGGAGAGCGGGAGGACAUGCAAGAUGCGCACGUCAUCCAAGAUGCUUACCACGCAGACAUUCCUCAAUUGCACGGUUCCAUAUGUCGGCUUGCAUACUAUGCUGUCUUUGAUGGGCACAAUGGUUCCCGAGCGUCACGGCAUGCAGCUCAGCAGCUGCAUCGACAACUCGCCACCCGAUUCCCGAAGGGUGACAUGAGCCAUGUUGAAAAGGAAAUCAAGCGAACCAUCAUGGAAAGCUUCAAGAAGACGGACGAGGAUUUCCUGAAGAGGGCAGCGAGUUCCAAGCCCUCUUGGAAAGACGGCACCACAGCUGUCCUUGUGGUUGCCAUUAACAACACACUGUACAUUGCCAACCUCGGUGACAGCAAAGCCAUCCUGUGCAGAUACCACGAGGAGUCGCAGAAGCACAUUGCGAUCCCAUUGAGCAAAGAUCACAGUCCAACAGACUAUGGUGAAAGGAUGCGCAUCCAAAAAGCAGGAGGAUAUGUGAAGGACGGACGAGUGCUAGGUGUGCUGGAGGUGUCUCGCUCAAUCGGUGACGGCCAGUACAAGCGAUGCGGUGUCAGCUGCCUCCCAGACGUCAUGCGUUGCCAGCUGACGCCUGCUGACCGUUUUCUUGUGCUUGCUUGCGAUGGUCUCUGGAAGGUCUUCACCUCAGACCAGGUUCUUGCAAGUGUGCUCGCCACUUUGCAGGAUGAAACUAUAGCGGCAGAAGGGGACAAGAAGCGGACACUGGAGCUGCGAUACGAAGCCGCCUGCAGCAAACUCGCCAAUGAAGCUGUGCGAAAGCUGAGCGGAGACAAUGUCACGGUUGUCAUUGUUCACAUAGACCAAGGCAGGCAGUGAACGCUUGUUCAGCUUUGGGGGGAUCAUUCGCUGGUUGGUUCCCCAGAGGCCCUUAUGCAGCAAUAUUGCUUUUCCUUCAACCUUCUAUUUUUCUUUUUUUUUUCUUCAUAUUUGCCUCUUUUUUGAGACAGUCCACACAUCUCUUGCUCAUGCCUUGCUCAUCUUCAUGCUAUUUUUUUAAAUGCUGGUGGAUGCCUAAUUUCUUUUAUGCUGUGGAUAUUCGUUGUCUUAUUCUUUUGCAAAACACACAGGCAAGUGUGACUGACUAGUUUGUUAAGAAAUAUGUUAUGCGAACAACUCUUAUGGUGUUAAUUAUAGAGUAAAUAUUAGCGCACAACUUUACUGUGGUUCCAUUCAAUGCGUUGGAAAACACAUUGAACUCAUCAGCAAAUAUGGUUGUAAUGUAAAAAAUACAACCCUGUACAGAGGAAUGUGUUAACGACAAUGCUGUUGCCACAUUAGCUCCAUUUCAUUCUCAGUCGAAGCCGCCUGCAGACAUUUUUGUUUGUCAGACAAAUCCCAUAUUGGUGCACAGAUUUCUUACAGGUUCCUUGCCGAUUUAGUUAUGAUUCAAAAUUUGAUGAGGAAAUUAUUAGCACGUGCAGGCUCCUGACGGGACUUUAGAGUAGGAAGAAAAAAACAUGCAAUUUGUUUUCUAUGAGAAAUUUUGGAAACCUUUUUGAUAGGUUUACAUUUCAUUUCACUUUGUCAUAAUUUGAUAGCUUCUACCUAAUUUGUGUGUAUGUGCGCGUGUGCCACAAGAGGAAACACAAGAGGUGACAUUUGCUUUUUAACUUUUGUUGUAGUUAAUGCCAAGGAAAGCAGUGAAAGUAUGUCCUCUACAUUUCAGGUAUGAAAAAGUAGUGAUCACUGCACGCUUAUGUUUUUGUUUCUGUAUUCAUUGGAUCUUGUGAAACAUUCAUCAUGGAGCAUCAUUUGAAAUGCUGCCUCCUCUUGUAGGAGUACUUUCUCAAAUACUUAUGUACUGUCUGUGUGGGAAUUUUCUUACGGAGGGUGUAUUCCAACGCAGCCAUUUCUUUUUCGUCUCUUAUUCAUGUUGAAGUCUACACAUCCCCUUUGUUCGCUGCCUGUUCCUUAAAGGUUGGUCUUAAGGCAGCUGUGUGCAUUGAAAGAUUCUGGUCAGUGGCUUGUUCCUGUAAUGCCAUAUUUGCCUGUUGGAAGUACUGAGCUGAGCUCAUUGUUCACACUGUGGAGAGCGCACACCCUAUCUUCCAUUCUCAUUUUCUGUGAUGGGAGUGAUAUGUGACGUAAGCAAUGCUAAAGUGAUUUUCAUUGUCAAAACUAUUGCCUAUAUUCUUUGCAAAAUGUUAUGUAAUAAAGGAACACACAUUGCCACAGAA